AUGGAGCUUAAGGUGCUCUCUCAUCUCGACGUAGCACGGAUACAAUUGUAUCAUUUUCGUGCAAUAAUUGUAGCAGGCAUGGGUUUUCUCACCGACGCCUACAACGUAUUUUGCAUCCCUCCCAUUUCCAACCUAUUGGAAAAGCUGUAUUACGGUGGUAACAUGUCUCUUGCAACGAGUACCGCCGUAAAUGGAAUCGCUCUCUGUGGAAUACUGGUAGGCAACAUUUUCUUUGGCCGGCUGGGUGACAGAAUGGGCCGCAAGAACGUCUACGAAAUCACUCUCAUCUUAAUCAUGGGUGGUUCAUUUGGCUCUGGCUUCUCACUGGGCAAGUCACCCAGAUUAGUAGUGGCUACCUUAUGUUUUUUCAGGUUUUGGCUGGGCGUUGGUAUAGGCGGCGACUAUCCAUUGUCUGCCACAAUUAUUGCCGAAUACGCGAACACGAAAAGCAGAGGAGCUUUCAUGUCCGCUGUGUUCGCAAUGUAUAGCGUUGGAAUGCUGGCAGCAAGUGGAGUCGCUAUGGUCGUCUCUGCCCGUUUUAAAGGUCUAUACCCGAAUCAAUCGCUCGGGGAGAAGGACAUCUUGUGGAGGAUUCUCUUGAUGCUCGGAGCCGUCCCGGCUGUUGUAACAUUUUACUGGCGAAUGAAAGUACCGGAGACCGCUCGCUUCACGGCGCUCGUGGCUAGAGACGUCGACAAGGCGGCAGCGGACAUGUCGAAAGUUCUAGCCAUAAGCAUUAAUGACGAUGAAGCAGAUGUUAUAAGAAUCCGCUCCAGCAGGCCGUCUUUUAGAUUGUUUUCCAAGGCUUUUAUGAAAUUGCACGGCAAACACUUGGUGGGAACAAUGUCAUCCUGGUUUUUCUUAGACCUUGCAUUCUACGGGAGCAAUUUGUAUCAGAAAGAACUAUAUUCAUUUGUUGGAUGGUUGAAAAAGCCGGAGGAGUACGAAAAUCCGGUGGAUGAAGUUUUUCACAUAGCAAGAGCGCAGGUGUUGAUUACUUUAUGUGGGACACUGCCGGGAUGCUUGGCCAACGUUUUUCUUAUAGACCGUUUUGGGCGAUUCAAGAUCCAGUUAUUUGGGUUCUUACUUGUGUCAGUAUGGAUAACCGCUAUCGCUCUUCCGCUUGACACAUACUGGCAGGAUCCAUCAAAUAAAAUUGGGUUUCUAGCCAUAUAUUCGUUGGCAUGUUUUUUCUUGACGUUUGGACCCACCAGCACAACCUUCAUCGUCCCGGAAGAGUUAUUCCCUGCUCGCCUGCGAUCGACCUGCCAUGGCCUCUCUGCUGCGGCUGGAAAAGUAGGCGGCUUGAUUGGAACGUUUGGGUUCGUGUUUGCAUCUACAAAGCUAGGCCCAAAGAAAACCCUUCUCCUUCUUGCAGUUGGAAGCUUUUUGGGUUUUCUGUGCACAUUUCUGAUUCCGGAAACGAUGGGAAGAUCGUUAGAAGAAAAUGAGAGAGAAAUUGGGUUAUCGGAGAGUGACAGCUCGCAUGGUUAUAGCAUACACACGACUGCAGAUACGAGUGACUCUUCUCGUAUCUACGGUAGUGGCAACCUUAAACUGCAACGUACACAUGACUCUUCCGGAGAUCCAAUUGCAAAUUCAAGUGAGAUGCUUCAUUCCCCACAAAAUAGAGUUCAUUAUUGA
This is a messenger RNA of Cryptomeria japonica (Japanese cedar), 1644 nucleotides long. RefSeq names its product low affinity inorganic phosphate transporter 3-like. The coding region runs from base 1 to 1644 and encodes 547 amino acids. Gene Ontology annotation, cellular component: membrane. Gene Ontology annotation, molecular function: transmembrane transporter activity. The transcript has a single exon. The record is from RefSeq and is a predicted model, not a curated record. NCBI's taxonomy places the organism in Eukaryota, Viridiplantae, Streptophyta, Pinopsida, Cupressales, Cupressaceae. Gene Ontology annotation, biological process: transmembrane transport.